AUGUCCCACGGCCGGGUGAUUCAAGACUCCGAUGACGAGGACGAUCCGUUGGCAGCGGACUUCCCACCUCCCGCCAAGUCGACGCAUCCAGCAGACAACGAUAACGCCCUCAAUUCAGUCGCACAAGAUGUCCCUCUUACAGCCCAAGUACGGGAGCCCAACCACCCAAUCGCAAUCAACUUCGAUGUGUUUCUUCAAUCCCAGGAAGCAGCGCCAAAUGGACUAUCGUCAUCCCAGCAACGGAGAGAAGAAAGAUGGAUCCCGAGCGAAGCGCGGGGUGGCGCUUCAAUAGGGUCAAUGAUGACAGAGAUUGGUCUGGCCCAGCAACGGCUCUUCGAUGACGAUGAUGCUCAAAACGCCAAUCGGCAUCUUCCCCCACAUACUACCCUUGACUCGGAACCCAUACAGCCUACUUUACCACAUAUGGAUGAUAUACAUCUCGUCCCGUCUAUCGACAUCAAUGGUCCCCAGCAUUUAGAUUACAAUAGACUCGGGAGUGGUCCGGAAUAUAUGUACCAAACAAACGACACAGUCGCCCACCAAUACGAACCUAUCGCACAUACGGAACAACAUCAUCCUCGAAGUCUCCUGAGCAAUGACUUCUCCCAGUCCGCGGAGUCAUACAAUCUCUUCGAAUCAUCGUUACAACCCUCCCGAAGCUCCAAUCCCGAUGCAAUAUCCUUCCUGAGACCGGACGACGCCUUGCAGAUCGACCUGCAAAAUGGUGCCCGGAGGUGGAACUCCAUGCAAGGAAUGCUCUCUUCGCCGCACGACACCGAACCGAACUCUUCAUUAUUGUCACCCAAAGCCGUUCGCUCGCAAAGUGACAAUGCGGGCUCAAACGUGGUUCUAGCUCCACACCCCGAAGUGCAGCAACCUGUAGAGCCCCGCAAUGAGCUACCUCAUCCUGUCACUAUUGAAACACCGACGGAGCCAAAGAAACGAGGUCGUCCAAAGAAGCAAAAUCCAGCGGAAACUGUCGAAACGCCCGACCUUCCACGUCCAGUGAACCAGGACACUAGCGAAGCAAGUAACACUAAACCCGAGAAGCGCAAGCCAGGCCGGCCACCCAAGAAUCCAAAGCCUGACGCAGAGCAAAAUGACGUUUCGAACAUCGAUAAUCAACCCACGCACACUAUCCCUACAGCCAUAGUACCGGAGCCACAAAUUCCUCCAAAUGAGCCAGAACACCCUACUCUUCCAGCCGAUAUACCCCAAAACCGCGCAACAGGAGCCACCAACUUCCACAUCGAGAUACCCACCCAACAUUCCCCACCACCCACAGAAACCUCACAAACUCGAGAACCAGCACCAAAAGAACCAAAAAAGAAGAAACUAAAACGCGGCAAAACCACCUCCGUAACUCUCCAAAAAACCUACGACCCAGACAUCGAAGACGACGUAAUAUGGAUCGACGAUGCUCCACCAAACCCCGUUAUUCCCCAGCAAGAACAACAUCCCCUAACCAGCGGGGUUUCGCACCCUACAGUCCCUACUAAUAGCGAACAAACCCCACCAGACAAUACAACAGUACAAACUGAGCCAGUUCCGCAACCUAAGAAACGCGGACGCAAGCGGAAGAAAACCUCCGAUCCGUUGAUCGAGGAAGAAUUCAGAGACAAAAUAGGGAAACCGUCGGAUAUCCAUGUCGAACAAGAUCAACAGACUGUCUCGGCCACGGUCGAUAACACUACGAAUACUGCAGUCGAUCAAAAUACAGUCGAAGGUUCAGAUACCGUUGAUAUACCAUGCGAUCUGCAGGCUGGUCCAGAGAAUACUCAUUCUGAAUCGACAAAAGAGAACCCGCCCGAAACACCCAAGAAGUCUGAUUCGGAGCCGAAAACACCCUCUACGGCUACCGGGGCGGCGGAUACAGAUGCUUCAGGCAAGGAUGCGAGCAAAGGGCCCGGAAAACACAGCCCAAUCUCCACGGGGAAAGUGCCCUACCGCGUUGGAUUGAGUCGCAAAGCCAGAAUUGCUCCGUUGUUAAAGAUUGUUCGGCGGUAA
This is a messenger RNA of Aspergillus bombycis, 2007 nucleotides long. RefSeq lists its product as uncharacterized. The transcript is spliced from 2 exons. The coding region runs from base 1 to 2007 and encodes 668 amino acids. NCBI's taxonomy places the organism in Eukaryota, Fungi, Ascomycota, Eurotiomycetes, Eurotiales, Aspergillaceae. The record is from RefSeq and is a predicted model, not a curated record.